Messenger RNA from Penicillium daleae, 1749 nucleotides. Its product is annotated as putative ER to Golgi transport protein (Sly41). The record is from RefSeq and is a predicted model, not a curated record. Gene Ontology annotation, molecular function: phosphoenolpyruvate transmembrane transporter activity; antiporter activity. Gene Ontology annotation, cellular component: Golgi apparatus; endoplasmic reticulum. The transcript is spliced from 2 exons. NCBI's taxonomy places the organism in Eukaryota, Fungi, Ascomycota, Eurotiomycetes, Eurotiales, Aspergillaceae. Gene Ontology annotation, biological process: phosphoenolpyruvate transmembrane import into Golgi lumen. Bases 1 to 1749 code for a protein of 582 amino acids.
AUGCGAGAGAAUCGAGACGAACUGAAGGAGUUGACGCUUCCCCCAACCGAAAGCCUAGACGAGGCCGCAACGACAAUGGCCACAACCACAGUGACCGGUCAUGGGCGGCGGUCUUCUAUGCGACAACCCGAAUUACAAGUACCGAACAAACCCUCAACAUCUCAACCCACGAGUAGCCCCAUCGACAAGUUCCCUCCCUACGAAGAUUCUAUGGAUGCCGCCGUGGGGUCAGCGACACCCUCAACCCGUCCGCAUCGAAGCCCUUCGGUGAAAUAUGCUCCAGGUGAACCCUGGGAGCCUCGGAAAUCUGCGUUCUAUUCACAAAACCACCCCAAUGGAUCUUUGAGGAAUCCCAAACACCGACCCCGGAAGAGCAUUAGCGAGGCCAUUACCACCAUUCGAAACCGCAACGGCAGCAUGAGCGCGAAUGCGCAGGAGCUUGCGGAAGCCCUUCGCGCUCCAGUAUCCUAUCGACUGAUUGGUCUCUGUCUGAUUUGGUACAUGACCUCUGCGCUCACGAAUACAUCCUCGAAAUCUAUCCUGAAUGCCCUUCCAAUGCCCAUCACGUUGACGAUCAUUCAAUUCGCAUUUGUCUCGUUCUGGUGUUUACUGCUAGUGUAUCUGUCAACGCUGAUACCGUGGCUACGACAAAGUGUGCCGGUCCUCAAACACGGCAUUCGGUACCCCUCUCGCGAUGUGAUCUCCACCGCGUUACCUCUGGCCGUCUUCCAACUGGCUGGCCAUAUCCUGAGCUCCAUGGCUACCUCUCAGAUCCCUGUCUCCUUGGUUCAUACAAUCAAGGGCCUGUCGCCAUUGUUUACAGUUCUGGCAUAUCGAGUCCUGUUCCGCAUUCGGUACGCCAGGGCAACCUACCUCUCGCUGAUCCCUCUCACCCUCGGUGUCAUGCUUGCAUGCUCCACUGGGAUCUCUACAAAUUUCUUCGGAAUCCUCUGUGCCCUUCUAGCUGCUCUGGUGUUUGUCUCGCAGAACAUCUUCUCCAAGAAGCUCUUCAACGAGGCCGAGCGUGUUGAGGCUGAAGCGGCUAAUCCGGCCCGGCGUAAGCUGGACAAGCUCAACCUGCUCUGUUAUUGCUCCGGGCUGGCCUUUUUCCUCACACUGCCUAUCUGGUUUGUGAGUGAAGGAUACCCUCUGAUCGCCGACUUCAUCCAUGAUGGUGCCAUCUCACUAUCCGGUAAGCAAGGGUCACUCGACCACGGUGCUCUGAUGAUGGAGUUUGUCUUCAAUGGCGUUUCGCAUUUUGCGCAGAACAUCCUCGCAUUUGUGCUCCUCUCCAUGGUCUCACCCGUCUCGUACUCGGUUGCUUCCCUGGUGAAGCGCGUUUUUGUGAUUGUUGCUGCCAUUUUGUGGUUCGGCAGCUCGACCACCCCCAUCCAAGCUGUUGGCAUCGCCCUUGCCUUUGUGGGUCUCUACCUCUAUGAUCGCAACAGCCACGACGAUGUAGCUGACCAGCGCGCAAAUGCGGAUCACUUCCGCGCGCGGGAGUCCAUCCUACCUAUGAAUGUCCGACACUCGAGCAAGCCGUGGGACUCGAAUGGGUAUGCGUUCCCCGGCGCGAGGUCGUUCGAGACUUCUACUGGAAACACCUCCCAUGCGACCAACUCUUCUAAAAAGCAAGAUGAUGGCCCAGGGCGCGUUCGACCGCGCGGAGCUAGCGUGAAUCGGACCUGGCUACCUGGGACGAAACAAGAGUCGACGUGGCAGCCAGCUGAUUCUACCGCUGCCGCAUAG